CUGAAAACGCGCAACUCGAAUUCCGAAGUCGUGUGCGUCGUGUAAAAUCUUUCGCUCAAUGGACUCUGCUUCAGUUUAAAUGGCGACAGUCAGAGAGUGAAGCAGGUCAAGUAAUGUUAAAUUGCACAUUAGCGGGACCCAUAUCGCCGGGAGAUGGAUAAACAUGUAAAGUUCGAAGAGAGUAACGUCAACGAAAUAACUCCGGAAAAUCGCCUUCUACCAGGCAGGUCAGUUGGACACGGACUUGGAGGUUGUGAAAAGACGACCGAUUCAAGGAUCAAGAGAUCUCCACGUCAUAUGAAAGACCCUAAAGUUGCAACUAUCCACAUUCCUACAACUUUGGCUGAGGCCCCGUUUCUGCAGCAUGCUAGGCUGACACCUGGGCAGAAGCGCUAUUUGAGCACCAUUGCUGGAGUCCACAGUGCUGAACAUGUGUGGAAGCUUCUCCAACAGCAUUACAUGAAUAUUGCACACAGAUGCAUCAGGACAGGUUUGGAUUCUGUGACAGACUUCAGCACCAUCAGUGAGUCACUUGAGCCGACGCCAAGUUUGUCUCAAGCGAGUGUAGCUGAGACAGAAACACUUCCUAAGAUUGUUGACAAGCCUGGGCAGAAACAUUUAAAGAAAGUGAAAAAUAGUCUUCCAAAGAUAGACAACCGACGUAAAAGGACAGCAGCUAAAAAUGUUCACUCCAAGAAAGGAGCAACUAGGAAAUCAACGGUAUCUGGUGAUCAAACAAACAUCUCAACUACAAAAGGAGCUAGUCUUAGCAAGCCUGAUGACACAGAUGAUGACGACUCGCUGGAUGAACUGAUCAAAGCCUUAUCAAUGGAAGACGAUGAAGAUCGUUUUCUUUGAGAUGGACCACAUCUACUGUGAAGUCUAAUUUAAGAAUGCCUUACUUGCAUCCAACACAUUUUCACAGAAUUUCAAUUUGCAUGCGAAAUUGUGCACACUUGUGCAUUAUUUAACUCUUAUAGU
Sardina pilchardus (European sardine) is the source of this 981-nucleotide messenger RNA. RefSeq lists its product as uncharacterized. The record is from RefSeq and is a predicted model, not a curated record. Lineage: Eukaryota; Metazoa; Chordata; Actinopteri; Clupeiformes; Clupeidae. The transcript has 8 exons. The coding region runs from base 154 to 858 and encodes 234 amino acids.